This is a messenger RNA of Ctenocephalides felis (cat flea), 1277 nucleotides long. RefSeq names its product monocyte to macrophage differentiation factor-like. Bases 400 to 1182 code for a protein of 260 amino acids. Lineage: Eukaryota; Metazoa; Arthropoda; Insecta; Siphonaptera; Pulicidae. Gene Ontology annotation, cellular component: membrane. The record is from RefSeq and is a predicted model, not a curated record. Gene Ontology annotation, molecular function: pore-forming activity. The transcript is spliced from 5 exons.
UAUUUAUCGGCAUUGUGACAUAUAUAACUAUUUAACUAGGAAUAAUUAUUUUAUAAUCAAAUACCAUAUUUACAGAAUCCACAAGAUCCUUUGCAUGUUUAUAUACACAUAUUGUCAAUUGCCAAAUAUAUAUUGCAUAUAUAUGUAUGCUUCUGAAGCCGAUAAGUAGUUUCACAGAGUAACUUCAUUAUCAGAUAUUAUGCCGGGAAUUCAUUUACAAAAGUCUCUAAAAUGUGUGUCGUGUUGUGUGCUGUGUAAAGACUCUAUUUGGGCCAUUGUAAUAUAUUAACUAAGUAUUUUAAACUAGUGUUCAAAGUGGUGACUAUGACUAAGUGAAGUAGUGAUCAGUGCCCAGGUUUAUGACUUCUAGUAUCUGCUUUGGAGGGUUUUCUUCAAUAAAUGAAGGAAAAUAUAAAACGAGGACCUAUACAUUUUCGAAUGUCGAUUCCGUGGCAACAGCUGCGGGACGUCAAUUGGAUGAAUAAAAAGGCUUGUGCAAAUCAAGCAUACAUUCCGACCCAGGUGGAGCACAUAGCAAAUGUCAUCACGCACGGUGUAUGGGUUGUUCCUAGUAUAUUGGCUGGUUUAGAACUGCUGCGAAGGUCCACAAAUACUACCCAGUAUUUGUCGGCAAUCAUCUACGGCGCUGCACUCACCAUGCUGCUCACUGUAUCCACGUUCUUCCAUUCAGUUUUCUACUGCAAUAAAAAUAAGAAUUAUUGUUUCAGGCAACUGAAGGACGCCCUUCACCGAUGCGAUCGGGCCAUGAUCUACGUCUUCAUAGCUGGCAGUUACUUUCCUUGGCUCACUAUCACGCCAGAGCCUCAGAUGACCACGGUUAUAGUAGCCAUGCGCUGGGUAGUUUGGCUCCUUGCUGCUUUGGGCAUUCUGUACCAACAAAUAUUUCAUGAGAGAUACAAGACCUUUGAGACCCUACUGUACUUAAUCAUGGGAGUAGGACCCUCCAUUGUGAUAUUACUGUCUGAUCACGAGUUAUCGGGACUGGCAGAAUUAAAAUUAGGCGGCGUUUUAUACAUUCUGGGCGUUUUCUUCUUCAAGGCUGAUGGUUCCAUACCGUGUGCCCACGCGAUAUGGCAUUUGUUUGUUGUAUUAGCCGCCGCUGUGCAUUACUAUGCUAUUUUGAACUAUUUAUAUCCAGAAUUGACGUCUUCGAGAGGAUGAGUGUUUUUUAAUACCACGUAUGACAGAUCCGAUUUAUAGCAUUGUAUAGCUUAACAAAAUCUUCAUCUUUACCUCGUUGCAUUACCUUUGUAAUA